This is a messenger RNA of Octodon degus (degu), 3460 nucleotides long. RefSeq names its product cyclin T1 (gene Ccnt1). The record is from RefSeq and is a predicted model, not a curated record. Gene Ontology annotation, molecular function: cyclin-dependent protein serine/threonine kinase activator activity. Gene Ontology annotation, cellular component: cyclin/CDK positive transcription elongation factor complex; nucleus. Lineage: Eukaryota; Metazoa; Chordata; Mammalia; Rodentia; Octodontidae. The transcript is spliced from 9 exons. The coding region runs from base 955 to 2937 and encodes 660 amino acids. Gene Ontology annotation, biological process: positive regulation of DNA-templated transcription, elongation; regulation of transcription by RNA polymerase II.
CGGCCUAGGCCUCGGGCUGGGACUUGGCGUGCCCCGCGUCCGGGCCCAGGCUCCGCGGGCUCGGAAGGGCAGGACGGCGGCGGGAGCGGGCGGCGGGCGGCGCGAGGCUCGAGGCGGAGCCAGUUUCCCGCUCGCGCGCGCGCUCGGGCCGCCCGCCUUGCUGGGAAUUGCUGCCCUUUUCCGGCUUUGCUGUAGCCGGGCCUUUGGGGUCCCUCCUGCUGCAGGGGCGUUGCGGCUUUUCUCUGUCCUGGCCAGGAGGCGAGCAGAGCGUUCUGUUGACGGUCCUCCGGACCGAAGUGUGCGAAAGGCUUCCGGAAAUGCCGCGCCAGGAGCCCGUACCGGCGGCCGAGGCCUGGCGGCCCGGCCUGGCUCAGAAUAGGUUCCUCCCGCUUGCUGGCUGUUUGAGAAAACGCGAAUUAUUGGCGGUCUUGUCUGUAAAAUGGAUACUGCUUGAUUUGAGCCUAGGCCCACCACAGUGCUUGCCGCUCAGACUUCAGUAAUAACCAUUGUCCCAGUUGUGUCCAGUUUGAGAGGAAUGGGAGAUGUCAGGCUGGGUUUCUAGUAUUGUAAACCCAUGGAUCUAAUUCUUAAAUGGUUUACAAAAUAUUGGAUCCAUAAGUCACACAAGCGUUUUUUCCUUUUUUUUUUUUUUUUUUUCGUAGUUCAAAGUUAUCUAGCGACUUUUCUUCCCCAAAUUACUGUUGUCCAAAAAUGUUUUCAUUCUGUGUUCUUUCAACUGUGUGAAUAAUUUUUUCCCUAGAUGCAGCUUCGGGCUAUUUAGCUUUUACUCAAAUGCUUGUUAAGGGUGUGCUUGCUUCAAAAUUGGUGCCAUUUGCCAUUUUGUUUCCUGUUGAUACCCAUUUGUUUCCUAAGCAUCCAGUCUGUGCGAAUUAAACCGUUUUUUAAAAAUCUGCUUCAAUCUCACAAUUGACUAUCAACACUGCUAUAGUAUAUAUGCAUCGAUUUUACAUGAUUCAGUCUUUUACACAGUUUCAUCGAACGUCUGUAGCUCCAGCAGCCUUGUUUCUAGCUGCUAAAGUGGAAGAGCAGCCAAAAAAAUUGGAGCAUGUCAUCAAAGUAGCACAUACUUGUCUUCAUCCUCAGGAGUCACUUCCUGACACCCGGAGUGAGGCUUACUUGCAACAAGUUCAAGAUCUGGUGAUUUUAGAAAGCAUAAUUUUGCAGACUUUAGGAUUUGAACUAACAAUUGAUCACCCGCAUACACAUGUGGUAAAGUGUACCCAACUUGUUCGAGCAAGCAAGGACUUAGCACAGACGUCUUAUUUCAUGGCAACCAACAGCCUCCAUUUGACCACAUUUAGCCUGCAGUACACACCUCCUGUGGUGGCCUGUGUCUGCAUCCAUCUGGCUUGCAAGUGGUCCAACUGGGAGAUCCCAGUCUCCACCGAUGGAAAGCACUGGUGGGAGUAUGUUGACGCCACAGUGACCUUGGAACUUUUAGAUGAACUGACCCAUGAAUUUCUACAGAUUCUGGAGAAGACUCCCAACAGGCUCAAACGAAUUUGGAAUUGGAGGGCAUGUCAGCCUACCAAGAAAACAAAAGCAGAUGACCGGGGAGCAGAUGAAAAUACUUCAGAGCAGACAAUCCUCAAUAUGAUCUCCCAGAGCUCUUCAGACUCAACGAUAGCAGGCUUAAUGAGCAUGUCAACUACUUCUGCCACCAGCGCGGUGCCUUCCCUUCCUGUCUCUGGAGAGCCCUCAGGCAGCUUAGCCGGUGUGGAGAUGUUGCAGAGUGAGCGCUGGCUCUCCCAACCUCCUGGUAAACUAGAAUCUGCUCAGGGUCAUCGGACUAGUGAGAAUUUAGCACUUAUGGGAAUUGAUCAUUCCUUGAAACAAGAUGGCUCAAAUGCGUUUAUGUCCCAAAAGCAGAGUAGUAAGACUGUGCCGUCAGCUAAAGUAUCAUUGAAAGAAUACCGUGCAAAGCACGCAGAAGAACUGGCUGCCCAGAAGAGGCAGCUGGAGAACAUGGAGGCCAAUGUGAAGUCACAGUAUGCGUAUGCUGCCCAGAACCUUCUGUCUCACCAUGACAGCCAUUCUUCCGUCAUUCUUAAAAUGCCCCUAAAGGGUACAGAGAACCCGGAACAUCCUUUUCUGGAAAAGACUGACAAAACAGCUCUCAAAAUGAGACUCCCAGCAGCUGGAGAUAAAGCUGCCUCUUCAAAACAAGAUGAGAUAAAAAUGCGCAUUAAGGUCCAUGCUCCAGCUGAUAAGCACAGUUCUGUAGAGGACAGUGUUGCCAAGGGCAGAGAACACAAAGAAAAGCACAAGAUUCACCCAUCCAACCAUCACCACCACCAUAAUCACCAUUCACAUAAGCACUCUCACUCCCAGCUUCCUGCUGGUCCUGGGAACAAACGUCCAGGGGAUCCAAAACACAGCAGCAGCCAGGCAAGCACCUUGACACACAAAGCCUAUAGCUUGUCUAGUUCUUUCUCCUCCUCUAGUUCUACUCGUAAGAGGCCCCCCCCUGAAGAGACUGGAGUGACGGUGUUUGAUCAUCCAGCCAAGAUUGCCAAGAGUACUAAAUCCUCUCUAAAUUACUCCUUCCCCCCUCUUCCUACAAUGGCCCAGUUACCUGGGCAUAGCUCAGACACAAGUGGCCUUCCCUUUUCACAGCCCAGCUGUAAAACUCGGGUUCCUCACCUGAAACUGGAUAAAGGCCCCACUGGGGCCAACGGUCACAGCACAACUCAGUCCAUAGACUAUCAGGAUACUGUGAAUAUGCUCCACUCCCUGCUCAGUGCCCAAGGAGUCCAGCCUACUCAGCCUCCUGCAUUUGAAUUUGUCCACUCGUAUAGUGAGUAUCUGAACCCUCGGGCUAGUGGCAUUGCCUCCAGACCAGGCACUACAGACAAACCCCGGCCACCACCUCUGCCAUCAGAGCCACCUCCACCACUUCCACCUCUUCCUAAAUAGAAGAGACGAAGAAGAGAAAAAAAUCUUCUCUAAAAAGUAAUUUUUUUUUUUUUUUUGACUACUGAUAGUGGACUAGAGUUACUUCCCUAAUGAAAUGUCACCCUUCUUGGACUAGAGAAUACAGUGAUACUGAAACAUAGUGGGAGGGUGGUGGAGGGCCUUGGUUGUUAUAUGUGCUGCCUGAUACAUUGAACUAUUAUAGUUUUUACUGGUAUUACAAAGGUGGGGAUGAUGAAGCUGUGAAGGACAAAGAACACGUGCUCUAGUCUUGGCCUCUCCGCCUCCUAAUUAGGUUGAUUGGAAUAGUUAUCUUCCCUCUUCUUUCGAGAACUGAAACAUGGGGGCUUAUCAAAGAAUUGUGCAUUCUUUUGAUGUUUAAUAUAGCAGAAGAGAGGAAGUAUUUAAACGUCAAAAUCUUUUAAGAGACUUUUUAAAAAUAAUUUAAUGAAAGUAAGUUAUCUGUUUAGUUUUUUUAUAUAAGUGGGAAGGGGACAGGGAUUAUGCUGUGCGUAUGAGACUCAUA